Molecule: messenger RNA, 2271 nt
Organism: Acanthosepion pharaonis
Lineage: Eukaryota; Metazoa; Mollusca; Cephalopoda; Sepiida; Sepiidae
Source: the annotation of a GenBank genome assembly
AUGGGACCUGUUUACCCUCAACUUACACUCUCAAAUAAUCUGUCUCUCUUAAUUUGUGUUCUUUCUUUCUUAUUUAUUUUUUUCUCUGACCUUGAGUUGUUUGUUUGUUUCUUUCUUUUAUUCAUAUUCUUUCUUUCUUUCGUUUAUUCGUUUUCUUUCUUUCUUUCUUUCUUUCAUAUUCUUUCUUUCUUUUAUUCGUUUUCUUUCUGUCUUCCUUUUAUUCAUAUUCUUUCUUUCUUUCUUUUAUUUGUUUUCUUUCUUUUUUUAUUUUAUUCGUCUUCUUUCUUUUUUCCUUUUAUUAAUAUUCUUUCUUUCUUUCUUUCUUUUAUUCGUUUUCUUUCUUCAUUUUAUUCAUAUUCUUUCUUUCUUCCUUUUAUGCAUAUUCUUUCUUUCUUUCUUUUAUUUGUUUUCUUUCUUUUUUUAUUUUAUUCGUCUUCUUUCUUUUUUCCUUUUAUUAAUAUUCUUUCUUUCUUUCUUUUAUUCGUUUUCUUUCUUCCUUUUAUUCAUAUUCUUUCUGUCUUCCUUUUAUGCAUAUUCUUUCUUUCUUUCUUUUAUUUGUUUUCUUUCUUUUUUUAUUUUAUUCGUCUUCUUUCUUUUUUCCUUUUAUUAAUAUUCUUUCUUUCUUUCUUUCUUUCUUUUAUUCGUUUUCUUUCUUUCUUCCUUUUAUUCAUAUUCUUUCUCUCUUUCUUUUAUUCUUCUUUCUUUUAUUUAUUUUCUUUCUUUUACUCUGUUUUUCUUUUUCUUUCUUUUAUCCGUAUUCUUUUUUUUCCGUAUGCUUUUUUCUUUCUUUUUUAUAUGCCUUUUUUUCGUGUUUUUUUUUCUUUCAAAAUAUUCGACUUUUUUUAUCUCUCUCUCUCUCUCUCUCUGUUUUUCCAAUUCUAUCCUUCUUCCUCCCACUUUACUUUGAUGGAUCUUCUCUUUCCCAAGUUCUUACUAUUACUCGGUAUCCCCCUCUCACCCUAUAUCCAUAUACAUUUCCGCCCCUCUCUCAUUUUAAUCAUUUUAUCCCUUGACCCUUUCCCCCCUGGCAAUGAGAGAGCCUCCUUUCUCUUCGAAUUCAUUUACUUGCUCGUCCCCCUCUCAAUCUCUCGAUGUCUCUCUCUGUCAUACUCUUCGGAUCAAUUAUUUACGAUAUUAAUCACGUCUUUAAAUCAUUUCUUUUUCCUAAUUUUCUUUCUUUUUUUUUCCUUAUUCUUUCUUUCUUUCGUUCCUUUUCCAUUCUUCGUUUCUUUUUCCUCAAAUUUUAGGUUUUUCUUUCUUUUUUUUUCCGAGUCCUUUCAGCCUUAUCUCUUUCUUUCUUUCUUUCUUUCUUUCUUUCUUUCUUUCUUUCUUUCUUUCUUAGUUUGUUUUCCUUUCUUUCUUUUUUUUUUCUUUCUUUCUUUCUUUCUUUCUUUCUUUUUUCUUUCUUUCUUUCUUUCUUUCAUUCUUUCUUUCUUAGACUUUAGGUCUUAUUUUCUUUCUUUAUUAGCCUUUAAGUCUGUCUAUCUUUCUUUUUUCUUAGCCGUUAGGCCUCUUUUCUUUCUUUCUUUCUCUUUUAGUCUUUCCUCCUUUCUUAACAUUGUGGUUUGUUUUUCUUUCUUAAUCUUCAGGUCUGUCUUUCUUUCUUUCUUUCUUUCUUUUUUUCUUUCUUUCUUUCUUUGCUUUUUUUUCUUAUGCUUUCUUUCUUUUUUCUUUUUGCGUUUAGGCCUUUUUCUUUCUUUCUUAGUCAUGAUGGUUGACUCUCUUUCAAAGCCUAUGUCUGUCUGUCUUUCUUAUCCUUUUGGUCUUUCUUUCUUUCUUUCUUUCUUUCUUUCUUUCUUUGCCUUUAGGCAUUUUUUUCUUUCUUUUUUAGUCCUUAGGACGUUCUUUAUUUCUUUACCUUUAGGUCUUUCUGUCUCUCUUAGCCUUUCGAUCUUUCUUUCAUGUAUGCAGUUUAUCUUUUUUAUUUUCUUCCAUCUUUGUUACUUUAUUUCCUUUUUCCUCAUCCAUCAGUUCGUUCCUUUUUCUUUCCAUUUAUCUAUUUAUUUCGUUUCCUUUCUCUUUCUAAAUAUAUCUUACCGUCUCCUUUCUUCUUUUGCUUCUCUUUUUCUACUUCCUCCCAAUUUCUUACUGUCAUAUGAUGCACAUUUUUUUUCCUUCUUUAAUUUUUCUUUUUCCUACUCUUUUUAUUUCACCUUUAUUUCUCUAUUUUCCCCCCUCCUCAUCUUUCUUUUCUUAUUUGCUCCUUUUUCCUUUCUCUGUCCGUUCCUCAUAUUUUUUUUUUUAUUUUUUUUAUCUCUCAUUAUUGCAUGA